AUGAUGAGUGAUCAUAAUAAAGUUACUAAGGAAACCAAAAUCAGUAAACGUCCAAGAGUUGUAUUGGCAUGUAAUAGAUGUCGACAACGUAAAACUAAAUGUGACGGACAACAACCUUCUUGUGCAACUUGUUCCAAACGUAAUGUUGAAUGUGUUUAUGGUUCAAAAUAUACAAGAGCUCAUGUCACUGUUGAGUAUGUAAGAGAAUUAGAAGAGAAGUUGGGAAUAUUCCCCAAGACAAGUGCAGUACCACUAUCUCAUAAUUCACCAAGUAUAAGUAAUAUGGUAACAUCCGAUAGUGAUAGUUAUUCAAUGCAACGUACCCCAAGUGUUCAUUUACCCCAGCCACCAGAAAUACCCCGGGCUCAACCAAUCUCAUAUCCACUUCACCAACAAGCACAACAACAAACACAUCACCAUAGCGGAUCAAUUGCUAGUAAUGGAAGCAAUGGCAAUAUGCCCCAUGAUAACACUGACCAUACAGCCACAUCAUUAACCCCAUCAAAUUCAAUCAACUCCACAUCUAGUGCACUUAGACGUAAUAACGAUUCCACUGAUGCCAUGGGAGCAGGAGCAAUGAUGAAACAAAAGCGAGGCAAAGAUCGGGAUUAUUAUGGAUCAUCAGCUGCUAUUUCUUUCAUGAAAGAUUUAUCCAAUAUAAUCGAUGGACCAGUCAAAUCAGAUACUUCUACAACUGAUGAUGAUGAAUUAGAUAGAGGUAAUGGACAAUAUAAGAUGUCGAGAACUGAAGCGAUGUCAUCGAAACGGAUUUCCGAAUUGGUGUUGCCUCCUAGAGCAUAUGCUGAUACUUAUGUGAAGAAUUAUUUCGAGUUUGCAUAUACUUUAUAUCCAUUUGUGCAUAAGCCGACUUUCAUGGCUACUUAUGAAACCUUAUGGACUGGCAAUAAGAAUGUUGAUGAUGAUGCUGCUGAGAUUGAUGAAUUGUUUUAUUCGAUUGUGAAUAUAAUCUUUGCAUUUGGAUGUCAAUUAGCUCCCGAAUCUCAAAAGCUUGAAGAUAAUUCCGAAUUAUAUUUCGAAAGAUCACAACAAGCCCUUAGGUUUCAUUUAAUGGAUAGUGGGUCGGUGCUAUUGGUUCAAGCAUUGUUAUUGACUGGUCAGUUCUUACAAGCGAGUGCCGGUCUGGCUGGAUGUUGGAAUAUUGUCGGCUUGGCAAUUAGGAUUGCACAAGGGUUGGGAUUACAUCUGAAUCAAAACUAUGCCAGUACUAGAAGUCUCAUUGAUCGAGAGAUUAGGAAAAGAUUAUGGCAGGGGUGUUUGUUGAUGGAUAGGAUAGUGUCAAUGACAAUGGGGAGACCAUUGAUGGUAACUUAUGAGUUAGAACAAGGUGAAGUGCCACUCUGUGUCGAUGAUGAAUAUAUUAGAGAUGAAGCAAUCUUGCCUAUGAAUAAACCAUCUCAAUUAGGUUUCUUCACCCAGACUAUUAAAUUGUAUAAUAUCUUAGCUGAUAUUUUAAAGUCGGUGUAUAUCAACGAUGAACCCGAUGAUAAUCCUCAAUUAUUGCUGAAUGUAUUCAAAUAUGAAGAUAGAUUAAAUGAAUUCACCGCUAAUUUACCCAGUCAUAUACAAUUUAGUUCCGAUUUACAAAAAAUGAUGCCAUUUGAAAGACAAAGCAUCGUUCUCCAUAUCCGAGUCCUCCACCUCAAAAUCAUGCUUUAUCGUCCCGCAUUAUUUCCUAAAGCAUCAUCAUCACCAUCAUCACAGAGGAAGCUUCUCGAAGGCAAAACCUCCGAAUUAUAUUCCUCCACCCAAAGAUCAAUCGCAUUAUUAUGCAUCAAUCUCGCCAUGGAACUAAUCAAUGUCAUUUCCAAAUAUCGUGCUGGGGAUAUAGUAUACUUACCUGCUCAUUGGUAUAAUGUAUUCUAUGUCUAUACUGCCAGUACAAUCCUCCUAGCUGCGAAAUUACAGGUCACAUUACAUAAAGAUAUCGAUAUGGCACAGUUUGAACGUACUUGGAAUCUCGGAUUGGAGAUAUUACGGUCAUACACACAACAAUCAGAAUCAGCUUGUCGUUGUUUGAAAGUGUUAGAAAUGAUGGGGAAUAAAGUAAACAUCUCGUCCCAAAGAUUGGCUACUCAGGUGAAUACUCCAGUUGCAAUGCAUGGUCAUAAUGAUAAUAAUGGUGGGAUUGAUCAAGGGAGAUUAAAUCCAAGUUCUUCGAUAUUUCCUUUCCAGCCGGAUUAUAGCCCAAGUUCGACUUCGUCGGAGGUGCCUACAGAUGUGUUGUAUUCUUUGCUUUAUGAUACUGCUGGGCCAUUUGGUGGUCCAUUUCAUUAUAACGAUGAAACUAAUGCUUUUAAUUUACGAUAG
This is a messenger RNA of Hemisphaericaspora subhashii, 2328 nucleotides long. RefSeq names its product Zn(II)2Cys6 transcription factor. Gene Ontology annotation, cellular component: nucleus. Gene Ontology annotation, molecular function: DNA-binding transcription factor activity, RNA polymerase II-specific; zinc ion binding; RNA polymerase II cis-regulatory region sequence-specific DNA binding. Bases 1 to 2328 code for a protein of 775 amino acids. Gene Ontology annotation, biological process: positive regulation of transcription from RNA polymerase II promoter by galactose; DNA-templated transcription. The record is from RefSeq and is a predicted model, not a curated record. The transcript has a single exon. NCBI's taxonomy places the organism in Eukaryota, Fungi, Ascomycota, Pichiomycetes, Serinales, Debaryomycetaceae.